This is a messenger RNA of Lactuca virosa, 372 nucleotides long. The record is from the annotation of a GenBank genome assembly. Lineage: Eukaryota; Viridiplantae; Streptophyta; Magnoliopsida; Asterales; Asteraceae.
AUGAAAUGGCGAAGAUUUGUAUCGUUCCCUAUUCUAGCAGUUUUGGUACUAAUGGAAAUGGUCUAUUAUGGUACAGUUUUCGUAUUUCUUGAUGAUUGGUUAGGGUUACAGAGCCCAGCAGGUUGGAUAAACGCCGUGAUCUUCACUUCGUUGGCAUCGUUCACUCUUUUCUCGUUUUUCGUCUCCGUUCUCACUGAUCCUGGUGGUGUCCCAUCUGGGUAUUUCCCUAAUAUUGAGGACAAUGAUGGCUCAAAUCAAGAAUCGAGAGACGCUGAAGCACUUAAAAAAAGAUGUGACAAAUGUCCUGCAUACAAGCCUCCAAGAGCACACCAUUGUCGAGUUUGCAGAAGGAUCAUCAUUGCACAUGGAUAA